AUGCUUAAACGCAACAGAUGGCUGACAAUUGCAUUGAUAUUUCUACUGCUUUACGUAGCUCUAAUAAAUGGUGAAGGCCACUAUACAAUUAUAGCUCCUGGUACAAUAUGGUCGAAUCGUAAUUAUACCGUCUCCGUGUCAGUGCACAAUGUAACCACCAAGGAUGAGGCCAUUACCAUAAAACUUAGCAUACUCUCCCUAGAUAGUUCGUUGGAUCUGAGUCAUGAAAUCAGCGUACGACCAAAUGAAAGUCAACUGGUACACUUCGAAGUACCUCAGUUAUUUAAAAACUACAGAUAUAAACUUAAAGCUGAGGGCAUAAGAGGUUUAAUUUUUAGCGAAAGUAAACAAUUGGCGCCCAAAGAAUCGGGUGGACCAAGAAUAUAUGUAGAAGCUGAUAAGGGUACAUACAAACCCGGUGAUGUGGUACAAUUUCGUGUGAUAAUAUUGAGUGAGCAUUUAAAGCCGAUGAAAAUUGUGGAACCUAUACGGGUGCAGAUAUUGGACCCCCUUAAGAAUCGCGUAAAACAAUUCAAGGACAUACAACUGAAUCGCGGCGUAUUUACCUCGAAAUUCCAAUUAUCCCGCCAACCCCUAACUGGUACCUGGUCCAUAUUGGUACACAUCAGUGGAAAAUAUAAUAAGGAUAAGGAAUACAGAUUCCAAGUGGAACGAUAUGUCCUACCCAAAUUCAGUGUACACCUCGAGGCACCCAAGGAAUUUGUCGAAUCCGAACGUUAUUUACCCAUUACAGUAUACGGAAAAUAUACAUAUGGGCGUUAUGUUAAAGGCACUGUGAAAAUUGUCGGAACCACGAGAGGCAUUACCAUUGCUGAGGGUGUCACCCUUGAUGAAGAUGCAAAAGUUGAUCUUAAAAUCGAUUUGGAAAAAUUGAGCUUAAACCGUUAUGAUCGUAAUUUAGAAUUGAUUGCAUCUUUGGAGGAGAGAUUUACAAAUAUUACAGCAGAAGAUAAGCGUAUCGUCCAAAUUCGUACAUCCCUGUAUCGCCUGAAGUUGCCUAGCUGGGAAAUUGCUUUUGAAAAUGGAAAACCUCGAAGUCUUGGCCUUCAUGUGGAAUAUUGGAAUGGUAGCAUUGUUAGGGAUCCAUCCACAUCGGUUGUGAUGCAGUUUAAGGGACGUAAUUAUACAUUGCCGUUGAAUGAUCAAGGUGUUGCCAGAUUUAAGCUUACAAAGGUCGAGGCGGAUGAGACGGACCUCUUUCAAUUUUGGUAUAAAGACACGGAGCUUAGUUAUCCGAGUGUGGAUAUGGAACCACCAAUGGCAACAAAUUGUGUUCUACAAACCAAUACGGAUAACUUCAAAGAUUUCAAAAUACCCCUGGAAAUUACGAUUACAUCUGAGAACAGUAUUCCAUAUCUCAUGUAUACUCUCACGGGACAUGGAAAUAUUGUACGCCAGGAAAAUCUCCAAUUGCCUGCCAACACGAAAUCUCACACCUUUAAAAUAAGACCCUCCAUAGAGAUGAUUCCCAAUUCCCAUCUUUUCGUCUACUAUAUUGUGAAUGAUCAAUUUAAUUAUUGUGAAUUGACAAUACAUCUGCCAAAGACAUUUGAAAAUAAGGUAUCCCUUGUGGGUCCGACACGCGUCAAGCCAGGUCAAAAUAUUACCCUGACCUUAAAAGCCGCUGUGAAUUCUCGUGUCUCUAUAGCAGCUGUGGAUAAAAGUGUUCUUCUGCUGAAUUCGAAAAAUAUUCUACAAAAGGAUCACAUUAUGAACGAUCUGUUGGAUGAUAAAUCGUAUACCCCACCCCGAAUGCAGGGGAGCGCCCUAAUGUUAUCACCCGAUGUUCAAACGGGUCUGGUCAUACUGACCAAUGCCAAAUAUCAAAAAUAUUACUAUAUGGAAAUCGAAAAAAGUAUACUAGAUCCCACAUAUUAUCGUGUCGAUUUUCCCGAAACAUGGCUUUAUAAGGAUCUUGAUAUUACCCAACCGAAUACCCCGCUAAGUGUUAAGGUUCCUGACACCGUUACAACCUGGGAGCUGAGAGCCUUCUCGGUUAAUGAUGAAACCGGUUUCGGCAUGCUAGAAGAAAAUCUAGAAAUUCAGGCAUUCCAGCCAUUUUUCAUAAGCAUCAAUCUACCAUAUUCGGUAAAGCGUGGAGAAACUGUCAAUAUUCCGGUGACAAUUUUCAAUUAUCUCAAGGAUGAGCUGAAUAGCAAUGUGACAAUGAUACGGAAGGAGGGUGAUUUUGAAUUUCUAGAUAAGGAAGAUAAUACAUCUGCAGGACAGUUACAGAGAUCUCUGCAAUUGAAUGUUACGGCCAACAAUGCCAGAAGUACCAUAUUUGCGAUACGUCCCCAGAGGGUUGGCGAUCUGGAUAUUGAAAUAAUAGCUAGUAAUGGGUUAAUAUCCGAUCGAGUAAUCCACAAAUUAAAAGUUGAUCCUGAGGGUGUGGCCCACACCCACAAACAGGAGGCGCUUAUGUCCCUGACCAAACUGCAAAGUAAUAAAACUAUUUUCACAGCAGAUAUACCCAAGGGAAUUGUACCCCGCUCGGAAUUCUUAGAAUUGACAGUUAGUGGUGAUGUUAUGGGCAGCACCUUGGAUAAUCUUGAUAAUUUGGUUAAAAAACCCAAAGGGUGUGGUGAACAAAAUAUGAUUUACUUGGCCCCGAAUAUUUUAAUUCUGGACUAUCUGCAGUCUCUGGAGGGUAUAUCGGCGAAUGCCAGCAACCUUGUGAUGGAAAAGGCUAAACAAUAUUUGGAUAUUGGUUAUCAGCAACAGCUGUCGUAUCGCCAUUCGAAUGGUGGUUUUAGUGUUUUUGGACCCGACUCAAGUACCGAAAGUAAUUGGUUAACCGCCUAUACUGCACGCUUCUUUAUGAAGGGUCAAAAAUAUUCGGCCAUUGAAAAUGUUGUCAUUGAUGAUGCCCUGAAAUAUCUUAGCCAACAACAGCUGGAGGAUGGCAGCUUUCCGCAUAGGGGUUUCCUAUUCGAUCCGGCCCAUCAAAAUCAGUAUGGCUUUACGGCUUUUGUUCUAUUGACAUUUCUGGAAAGUCCGAAAUAUGCUAAGAAAUAUCGAAGUACCAUUGCCAAAGGAAUGGAAUUUUUAAACAAACAUUACAAGGAUGUGCAGGACAUUUAUUCGAUGGCGAUUAUGGCCAAUACAUUUCAAAAGUCUGGCAACAUCAAUGCCAAUGAGAUUUUGUUAAAACUGAAAUCAAUGGCAAAGGAACGUCAGGGCCGCAAAUGGUGGACCAAUAAUAUCCGAACAGAAGAAAGUGCCAAUGAUGUGGAAUUGACUUCGUAUAUUCUAAUGGCUAUGCUGGAGUCGUCACCAUCAUCCCUUAGGGAGUCCUUACCUAUAUUCAAUUGGUUAAUUGAACAACGACGUAGUAGUGGUGGCUUUGGUUCAACCCAUGAUACGGUAGUGGGUCUACAGGCCUUAAUAAAAUAUAAUACCGCAUUGCGUAAGGCGGGUGAUAGUUUGGAGACUCAAUUGAAGGUCCAUUAUUUGGCGAAAAACACGAAAGGUCUGGUUGUCAAGGAGGGAAUUUUCGGCGUAGAGACGGGCAAUGAAAUUAUUCUGCAGAAACAAGAGCUCCCCGGUAAUGUGCGAACAGUCGAAGUUGAGGUAAUGGGUCAGGGUCGUGCCUAUCUCCAACUGACCUAUCAAUAUUAUACAUCGAAUCUAACCCUGCCCACAAAUGAUAUCAUUGUAAAACCUCAAACAGUUGCACCACACCCCGCUGAAUCCACAUCCAUUCCACCCACAAGUAAUCAACCCCAACCAAUUGCUGUAAAUACCACCGAAUCGCCACCCACUCCCGAAUUAUUGGCACAAGUUUUCCACGCCUAUUUCAAUAUUACUGCCAGUGGGAGAAUCGCCUCAAGCGUCAGUAUGUCAUUGGACGUUUGCUUCCAGUAUCAACCAAAAACCGAGGAGGAAAAGGAAACCAAUAUGGUUAUAUUGGAGAUUAAUUUUCCAUCCGGCUUCAUUGCGAACAAUGCAAAAACUAUGAAGUUAAAGGAAUUGGAAGAGAUCAUCAGUCGUAUUGAUAUACAGAAAUCGGGUACAGUGCUGGCAAUUUAUUUUGAAAAGCUGUUGGCCGAUGAGGAGCAAUGCCUUAGCUUUGUGGCGGAUAAAAGUCAAGAUGUUGGAGAACUUAAACCGUCGAUAAUUGAAAUCUAUGAUUAUUAUAAUGACAGGCGGCGUGCGAGAAUAUUUUAUGAGCUGAAGGAGUAA
Musca vetustissima is the source of this 4206-nucleotide messenger RNA. RefSeq names its product thioester-containing protein 1 allele R1-like. The record is from RefSeq and is a predicted model, not a curated record. NCBI's taxonomy places the organism in Eukaryota, Metazoa, Arthropoda, Insecta, Diptera, Muscidae. Gene Ontology annotation, molecular function: endopeptidase inhibitor activity. The coding region runs from base 1 to 4206 and encodes 1401 amino acids. Gene Ontology annotation, cellular component: extracellular region. The transcript has 9 exons.